Messenger RNA from Danaus plexippus (monarch butterfly), 1768 nucleotides. RefSeq names its product tRNA (adenine(58)-N(1))-methyltransferase non-catalytic subunit TRM6 (gene Trmt6). Lineage: Eukaryota; Metazoa; Arthropoda; Insecta; Lepidoptera; Nymphalidae. Bases 154 to 1455 code for a protein of 433 amino acids. Gene Ontology annotation, biological process: tRNA methylation. Gene Ontology annotation, cellular component: tRNA (m1A) methyltransferase complex; nucleus. The transcript is spliced from 2 exons. The record is from RefSeq and is a predicted model, not a curated record.
AUUGACAUUUAGUCACUUCAGAGUUGAGCGUUGAUAUUAUACUGAGGUACAAAGUUGUAGUUGGUUAUUUUUUAACCUUAAAAAUUUUAUGAAAUCGUAUAUUUUGGCCUAAAUCACAUUUCACACAACGUAUGCAUAAUAAGAUCCCAUAAAAUGGCAGAUAAUACAAUAAAACUUGGAGAAUAUAUAGUUAUUCAAAAACAAAAUUACAAAAAGCUCCAUAAAUUUAAUAAACCUAACUCUGUGGUUAACAUUGGAAAAGAUGCUGUUAACUUGAAAGGUAUAGAGGGCAAUAGAUAUUUUUCUAUAUUUAAAAUGAUACCUCAUGGCACAAAAAGAAAUAAAGAGUAUAGACUAGAGUUAGCUGAAGAAACCUGUAGUUUAAAACAAGAAAUAACAUUAAAAGCGAGCGGAGCUGACAAUAGGAAUAUAUAUGAUGAUGGAAGAUCACAAAAAUUGUCUGCUGUAGAAAUUGAUGAACUUAAAUUUGACUCCAAUAAAGCAUCUGAUAUUGUGGAAACAAUAAUCACAAAUUCAACAACAUUUCAUAAUAAAACAGAAUUUUCACAAGAGAAAUACUUAAAAAAGAAAGAAAAGAAAUAUUUUGAAUAUGUACAAAUAUUAAAACCUAAUUUAAGAAAUAUAAGUGAGAUAAUGUACAAGCUUGAGCCGAAUAAAAUACAAGGUAUACGUUUGGAUACCUUGUCUCAAAUAAUUACCUUAUCAAAUGUCAGUUGUGAAGGUAAUCAUCUGUUGUAUGAUUCAGGAUCAAACGGUCUUCUAGCUGCUGCUUUAUUGGGUGCAAUGGGUUCACGGGCUAAUGGUAAAUUAGUACACAUGCACCCAGGCAAUAUGUCACAAAAGCAAGCAUUGUUAGCUAUGAACUUUGAGACAGAACAAUAUAACAAAUGUAUAUCAGUCAAUGUAUAUUCAGUAUUAAGACAGCUCUACCAAGGCUGUGAUACACAUACUGUAGAAAAAGAAGACAGCACACUGAAAAGGAAAGCUGUAGAUGAGUUAGAACAUGAUGUUAAAGUAUCGAAGCUAGAAAAUACAGAGAAUGCAACAUCUAAUGUUGAUAUUGUGAAUACUGGUGAUGAAAAUAAACUACUAAGUCCUAAAAAACCUAAAUGGCACUUUGAUAAUAUAGCUGCCUCGGAAGUACUAUCAAAUAAAGUAGAUUCUUUAGUUGUUGCCUCAAAGGAAGAUCCUCAAAAUAUUUUCUUAGAACUCCUGCCUUUUGUUAAGCCCGGUAGGCCAUUUGUUAUAUAUUAUAGUGUAGCUGAACCGUUACAAAGUCUCUAUAUUACUCUGAAAUGUUUAAGUAAUGUCGCUGCACUGAAAUUAACUUGUAAUUGGAUGAGAAAUUAUCAGAUUCUUCCUGAAAGAACACAUCCUGAAGUAAUGAUGAAUUCUUCGAGUGGAUUUCUUUUGACUGGAUAUGUAUUACAAUAACGUAAUCCCAAAAAGAGAUCAUAUAACAUACAAGACAUGUAAAUAAGCCUUUUUUUCAAUUUAUUUAAACAAUUCACAAACCAUGUAAAAAUAAUUGUAUUCAUGUUAUUAAAUAUUGUCACAGGUUGCUCUAAAAUCCCAUGCAAAAAUCCAGUAUAUCAAAACAGUCUUAUAACUAAUAAACAAUAAAAUCGUAUAUAGGCGACACAACAUAUUUUACACCAAUUAAUGUUACUUAAAAUUUGUAAAAGCUAGGAAAUGAAUGUAUGGAUUUCUUAUUUGAGUGUAAAAAGAAUAAAAAUUAUAUUAUUGA